GAGGGACGAGAUGGGAUUGGGGAAGGGGAGGGUGAAGGGGUCGUCUGGUCGCCAGCCAGCCCCGGGCCGCAUGCCGGCCGGUGCGGCCGCGGCGCCGUGCCGAGGGCGCAGUUGGGCGCGGCGCUCCGCCGGGUGGAGGUCAAGCAUGUCGCCGUCGACGGCCCUGUUACUGCUGGUGGUGGCGGCGGCGGCCGGCGCGGCGGCGGGCGCGCGCAUCCUGGCCGUGCUGCCGCACGCGGGCCGCAGCCACCACCUCGUGUUCGAGCCGCUGCUGCUGGAGCUCCAGCGCCGCGGCCACGACCUCACCGUCCUCAGCCACUUCCCUUCGGGGGGCUACACCCGCGAGCUGGACCUGCGCGGCACCAUGCCCGUCCUGGACUCGGUGCUGCCUCUGGGCGUGCUGCAGUCGCUCAACCCGUUCACGGACUACAUGACCAUCGCGCGCAUCGGGCACGACUCGUGCGAGCCCAUCCUGACGCUGCCGGCCGUGCGCGCGCUGCUCGCCUCCAACGAGACGUUCGACCUGGUGCUCGACGAGGCCUUCAACACGGACUGCUUCCUGGGGUUCGCGCACCGCUUCGGCGCGCCGCUCGUGUCGCUGAGCUCGAGCGUGCUGAUGCCGUGGGCGGGCGCGCGCGUCGGCAACCCCCUGAACCCGGCGCUGCAGCCCAACCUCUUCCUCUGGUUCACGGACGCGAUGACGCUGUGGGAGCGCGUGCUCAACGCCGCGUACACGGCGCUGGUCAACGUCGUCAAGGCCCUGCACUGGGACCGGCUGGCCCAGCGCGUCGCCGACCGCAACUUCGGACCGGGACUCCCCCCGCUCCGACAGCUCGCCAGGAACGCCUCCCUGCUGCUCGUCAACGCCCACUUCAGCGUCAACCUGCCCCUCGCCGAGGUGCCCGGCGUGGUGGAGGUCGGCGGCCUGCACAUCCCCGACUACGCCAGGACCCUGCCUAAGGUCAAUGUCUGCUUGUUCGACCCGCGGUGACGUCACUGCAGGGGGUCGCUGGACCGGGGACACGCUCCUCCUUGAGCUCCCUGGAGGUCGUCCCACCGUAGCGGCAGAUUGGAGCACGCGCUGGUGCUGGUGCGGGAGGGUUUGCCUCUCACUGGGGCCAUGGUGCCUUCGGGGUGGACGUCAUUUGCCGCUAAGAAAUUGCCAAGCUCAGCCUGAGGAAUCUCUCAGAGCGCCUGGUAGGUAGGCAACAUCUGCCCUGCAGUGUAUGCGUGUACUGCAGGGUGGCCUACCAUCAGUCUCGCAGGCGCUGAGCUCUCGUAUUUUGCGGCAUGCAUUUUUGGA
Frankliniella occidentalis (western flower thrips) is the source of this 1303-nucleotide messenger RNA. Its product is annotated as UDP-glucosyltransferase 2-like. Gene Ontology annotation, molecular function: UDP-glycosyltransferase activity. Bases 11 to 991 code for a protein of 326 amino acids. The record is from RefSeq and is a predicted model, not a curated record. NCBI's taxonomy places the organism in Eukaryota, Metazoa, Arthropoda, Insecta, Thysanoptera, Thripidae. The transcript has a single exon.